AUGACUAUGGAAGAACGUGUGAAGGCGGUUUCACCUAUGGUGCAUGAACAGAACGUCAAUCCCUGGAGUGUCUCUGGCGAGGUUGGGCUGGAUGGCAAGGUGGAGCCGAUCAACUACGAUAAAGUAGUCAACCAGUUCGGAACCAAGAUCAUUGAUGAUACUUCACUGGAACGGUUCGAGCGAGUUACCGGGCAUAAACCUCACCGCUUCCUCCGACGACAGAUCGUCUUCUCCCACCGUGAUCUCGAAGUAAUUCUAGACAGGUACGAGAAGAAUGAGCCGUUCUUUAUCUACACCGGCCGAGGUCCCAGCAGCGACACAAUGCACAUUGGGCAUAUGGUCUCGUUUGUGUUGACGAAGUGGUUAUCUGAUGUCUUCGAGGUGCCCCUUGUUGUGAUGCUCACGGAUGAUGAGAAGUAUCUCAUUGGCAAGGCAGGACGUGAAGUGGAAGAAUACGAACACUACUCUCGUGAGAAUGCCAGGGACAUCAUCGCGCUCGGCUUCGACCCAGACAGGACCUUCAUAUUCUCGGAUUACGCGUUUAUGGGAGGCGAUUUCUACCGAAAUAUCACCAGAAUUGCGAAGGUUUGCUUAGUCUGGCUUCGGGAUUUGUACGCUAGCUGUUGUGCUAAUGUCUUCCAGCGAAUCAACAGAGGAACGGUGGACUCUUGCUUCGGUUUCGAUUCGAGUACGAACAUUGGAAAGAUCCACUUCGCCUCCGUACAGGCAGCCUCCUCAUUUGCAAGCUCCUUCCCAUUAAUUUUUGGGUCCGAUAGACUACAGACGAGCAGGAUACCCUGCCUCAUUCCUUGCGCAAUCGACCAGGAUCCGUAUUUCCGACUGACUCGAGAUGUCGCCAGUCAAUUGAACUCCAUCUUUUUGAAUGACAACCCCAAGCAGAUCCUGAAGAAGAUCAACGAAUACGCGUUCAGUGGUGGCCAGGAAACUCUGGAAGAGCAUCGGGCGAAGGGAGGUGAUCCAGAAGUUGAUGUCAGCUAUCAAUACUUGAAAUUCUUUCUAGAGGAUGACGAAGAGCUGGAGCGGAUCCGAGAAGAUUAUAAAUCUGGAAAAAUGUCGACUGGUGAGAUAAAGCAGAAGUACAUCACCUUCAUGAAAUCGAAAUACCAACAACAUGCACUCAUACUGACUCAUACAAGGUGUGCUGGCGAGGUAUCCAAAUUCUGUCUCUCCUUCCAGGAGCGACGAUCACAGGUAACAGACGAGAUGCUCGACCGCUUCAUGACACCUCGGCCGCUCUUGUAUAAAGCCGUUUUAUCCAACACCUUGCUGCCUGAAUCGACAGAUUUCAACUCCCCAGGAAGUGUCAAGGACCCUAACUCAAGGAGUCAGGCAAAGAAGAAAGAGAAGUUACGGCUCGCCCAAGAGAAGAAAGCAGAGAAAAUUCGUGAGAAGGAGGUGAAGGCCAAGGUUCCAGGUGCUACUUCCGCCGGCGGCACCGAUACGACCGAGAGCGCAGAUCUUGGGAUGGUACCUACAAAAAGCUAA
Molecule: messenger RNA, 1506 nt
Organism: Penicillium salamii
Lineage: Eukaryota; Fungi; Ascomycota; Eurotiomycetes; Eurotiales; Aspergillaceae
Source: the annotation of a GenBank genome assembly